AUGGCCGCCGCUGCUGGCGUCAUGGCAAUUCUAGAGUCGACUUAUAAUAGCCUGGAUCUGGAAGCCAUUCUGGAGUUAUAUGCGGACGACGCCAGAUUCUCAGCCCAUUUAUUCGGGCUGGUAGGAGUCGACAAGACAUGGAUUCGAGCAUUCUAUUCUGACUUGAUCGAGUACAACGAGAACGUGGAAUUCGUCACUCGGUGUGUGACUGGGACGCCUGAUUUGACGAUUUGGGAAUGCGACGUGAAAUGGACGGCGAGGCUGCCGUCGACGGCGCUGGGAACUGUGAGGGGAGAUAAGGUGGUGAUGAGGGGGGUGUCGUUGCUGAGCUGGAGGGACGGCUCGAUUGUGGAACAGAAGGAUUAUUUCCAUAUUGCGCAGAAGGGGUGA
Messenger RNA from Trichoderma asperellum CBS 433.97, 390 nucleotides. RefSeq lists its product as uncharacterized. NCBI's taxonomy places the organism in Eukaryota, Fungi, Ascomycota, Sordariomycetes, Hypocreales, Hypocreaceae. The record is from RefSeq and is a predicted model, not a curated record.